Messenger RNA from Baudoinia panamericana UAMH 10762, 717 nucleotides. RefSeq lists its product as uncharacterized. Bases 1 to 615 code for a protein of 204 amino acids. The transcript is spliced from 2 exons. The record is from RefSeq and is a predicted model, not a curated record. NCBI's taxonomy places the organism in Eukaryota, Fungi, Ascomycota, Dothideomycetes, Mycosphaerellales, Teratosphaeriaceae.
AUGACACAGCACUCACUGCUUGGCCCUCCAGCUCGCAACUACGACGCUUCCAGAUGGAAGAGCACUUACUACUUGUCCGCCCACAUUGUUUGCAAACGCAGCACUACCGUUGCUGUCCCAUCAGGUAACCCAACCUCAACAGCGCCUCCGGACGAUCCAACGCUUAUCGCUUGUCCACCUAAGUUUGUCGUCAACUCCGGAGCCAUGGUCGCUACGUUAAGAAUCGAGUCGACCGCAACCACACCUCCAGACGACGCGGUGCUUACUGCCUGCCCGCCUAUACUCGUCACGUCUCCUAGCGCCAACGUUUCUGAUGGAUCCGCGGAGCUAAGCACAACCGCUGCUCCAGCCGAAGCCGCACUGAUUGCCUGUCCAACCACGUUUGUUGUAGAUCCAGCUGCUAACGUCGCCUUCACAGUACUCGAGUUCACUUGUCCAACUACGCUCGUCGCAGCUUCCGGUAUCAGCGUCGCCGUAAUGUCUGCUGAUUCUGUGACGAGGGAGGCAACCUGUAUCUUUUUUACUACGCCGAAAGUAGGAUCAUUUGUGGGAGUCGGACCAUCGGAUGAGGUUGGGGCAUUGAGAGCGGUUGGAUCAUUCGUAGAUGUGGGGUAAUUGGCCGAUGUUAGGCUAUUAACCACUACUGAAGACGAAGCAGGCGUCUCGUUCUCGCUCGAGAAAUCGAGACAUCGGAACUAGCUACUCGAGAAGUGUCCA